GGAAAGAUUUUGGGUUCAAGUCCAAGACAGAGGAUUAUAGAAAUUAGUCGUUCAAAAAAAAACCAUAUUGAUCAUAUUGUACUACAAAUUAUUAAAUAUGUUUCUUAAAGCAUGUGAAAUCAAGUUUUCUUAUUAACUUUUUGAAUGAGUAAUGCUGACUUCUAUAAUUUUUUAUACGAGUAAACAUGACAAAUUCAAUAGAAAUGUUGAUUUAGUAAAUACUUGGGUCCACCUUUGUUUCCAGGAAGAAGACUCAUUUUUUCAUUUGACUAUAAUCCUUUUAUAUCAUCAUCCAUCUAUGUUCAUCCGUGUUAAUUGCUACUUUUUUUUAAUUCUUCCAUAAUUAUGUUCUUCGAAACUGGGGAUGGCAAAGAGUGAACCAUUUGCCUCCUCCGUACAAUCUGCACAACCAUGUUGUCACUUCGAAUUUCCUGAAAUUUUGUUAGCAACAGAAAACUUCGAUGAAUCAUUAGUAAUUGGAAGUGGAGGUUUUGGGAAAGUUUACAAAGGUAACUUAAUCUAUGGAUCAAGUCUUUUCGUUGCUGCCAUUAAACGUUUGGAUUCAAUGUCCAAUCAAGGGGCAGCGGAGUUCUGGGCGGAAGUUGAAAUGCUUUCUAGGCUACGCCAUUGUAAUCUUGUGUCUUUGAUUGGUUAUUGUAAUUAUGAAAAAGAGAUGAUACUUGUGUAUGAAUAUAUGCACAAUGGAACACUUGAUGAUCAUCUACAUAAACUUCGCACCCCUCUUUCCUGGCUUCAACGGCUCAACAUCUGCAUAGGUGCCAGUCGUGGGUUACACUACUUGCACACCGGUACAGGGAUUACAUCUGGUGUUAUACAUCGCGAUGUCAAGAGCUCUAAUAUUUUAUUACAUGAAAGUUGGGCUGCUAAAAUUUCGGACUUUGGGUUGUCAAAAAUUGGCCCAACGAAUCAACCAUCCACUUAUGUCAACACACUUAUUAAAGGCACUUUUGGGUACUUGGAUCCCAAUUACUUCACAACUGGAAAGCUUACAAGGAAGUCUGAUGUGUACGCUUUUGGGGUGGUUUUGCUGGAAGUGUUGUGUAGGAAGCGUGCAGUGGACAGAAGUCUAGAUGAGGAGGAAUGGGGUUUAGUGACAUGGGUUCAAGAUUCUAUCAAAGAUGGGAACUUAAAGCGUAUAAUCGAUUUGGAUGUAAGGGAUGAAAUAUCGCCAAAAUGUUUGAAGGAAUUUGUUAGUAUUGCAGAAAGGUGUUUACACAACAGUCCAAGACAACGACCUACCAUGGCUGAGGUUGUGGUCGGUCUUGAGUCUGUACUAGUUUUACAAGAGAAAUUCAAUAAAUCACUACAAGCUACAAGUAGAACAAUAUUGAGUAGAAUGGCUAAUGUGCUUCCUUUCAUCUCCAAUGGAGAAAAUUCUGGUAUUUUCUUGCUCCUCUUGAAUUGUGUAGAUAUAUUCUUUAUAUUUUUGUGUACCACUCUUUUCAUAUCAAUAAAAACAUAUAUAUACCAUAUGAUGCGUCGUAAGCAAAAGAUUAUUGAUGUUCAUUCAUGGACCUUUGAGUUUGUUUUAUGUUUUCUAAAUUCUUACAACUUAAGGGUUGCUCCUCAAUGUAUGACAUAUAAUAAUGACUGGAACUCUGAAGUUCAUCCGCAAUGA
Messenger RNA from Helianthus annuus (common sunflower), 1639 nucleotides. RefSeq names its product receptor-like protein kinase FERONIA. Gene Ontology annotation, cellular component: plasma membrane; plasmodesma. Gene Ontology annotation, biological process: protein autophosphorylation. The transcript has a single exon. Gene Ontology annotation, molecular function: transmembrane receptor protein tyrosine kinase activity; ATP binding. The coding region runs from base 365 to 1639 and encodes 424 amino acids. Lineage: Eukaryota; Viridiplantae; Streptophyta; Magnoliopsida; Asterales; Asteraceae. The record is from RefSeq and is a predicted model, not a curated record.